Molecule: messenger RNA, 504 nt
Organism: Erpetoichthys calabaricus (reedfish)
Lineage: Eukaryota; Metazoa; Chordata; Cladistia; Polypteriformes; Polypteridae
Product: putative nuclease HARBI1
Exons: 5
Source: RefSeq, a predicted model, not a curated record
UUGCGCGAUCAGCAAGAUCCUUUAUUGUUCCUGGAGGAAAUUCUUUUCGAAAGAUAUCGCUUUAGCCGAGGGGGAAUAUUGUACCUCAAAGAUUUAUUAGCACCUUAUAUUCGAAGUCAAACUCGGCGAAGUCGGGCUCUCACAACCACACAGACAGUAUGUUUUUUAUAUACUGUAGGCGAUGCGGAAAAUCUAACUAAAAGUGCAAUUUGCCAGGCAAUUCGUAAAGUCUGUUUGGCUGUGAAAUAUUUCCUUCGGGUUUUCAUAGUGUUUCCUGGACACCUGCGUCCACUGUAUUUUAGAGAAAAGUUUUAUUCAAUGUCCGGUUUUCCAAAUGUCAUCGGAGCGGUCGACUGCACACACAUUGCUAUAAAGGCACCUUCACAGAAUGAAUUUGUUUAUGUAAAUAGAAAGCAUUUUCAUUCAAUUAAUGUGCAAAUCAUCAGUGAUGCGAAAAUGUGCCUCACUAAUGUUGUUGCGAAAUGGCCUGGCUCAAUUCAUGAU